Molecule: messenger RNA, 4042 nt
Organism: Betta splendens (Siamese fighting fish)
Lineage: Eukaryota; Metazoa; Chordata; Actinopteri; Anabantiformes; Osphronemidae
Product: C-Jun-amino-terminal kinase-interacting protein 4
Exons: 28
Coding region: 424-3435 (1003 amino acids)
Biological process (GO): vesicle-mediated transport
Cellular component (GO): cytoplasm
Molecular function (GO): signaling receptor complex adaptor activity; kinesin binding; MAP kinase scaffold activity
Source: RefSeq, a predicted model, not a curated record
CGCGCCCCCAUUGGUCGGGCGGCGGACAUGUCUGGCCAAGUCAGAAUCAAACAACACCUCCGUCUUCUCCUUCCAAGUCGUUUAUGUGUAAUUGACGUCGCACCUCGGGGAAAAAAAGACGACUGGAAACAUGAAAGUUACCGAGUGGUCCGCUGUGGAGGAUGGACGGUAAAACACACCCCCAUGAGCUAAACCUUUCCCCACACAAACAGCUGAUUACUGUCUAAGGAUGCUGCCCUGUCAAGAAUGAAUGGAACACGUAGAGGAUGAAAGGUGGUAGCAGGAAUGCUAGAAGGCUGCUUGAACUAGUUGCUUUAGUUGUUGGGGAAGUGUAGCUAAAAGAGCAGCUUGUGCUCCAGUGCUGGCUCUUGUGUGUAUUCGUUUCUUUAAUUCUGACCCACUUCUGAUAAAAAUACUUGGCUAAUGGAGUACAACGAGAAAGUGCUGUGCGCGACAGGGGAGGUGGAGCUAGACCCCAACAUUGUGAGUGAAGAAGCAGGAAAACUGUAUUCAGAACUUCAGACAGUCAUUGAGACCCAUGGUGAAGCUGUGGUGGAGUCGCUGGUUCCCAUAUUUGUGUGGGUCUUAGAAGGGCUCGCCACCUGCAAAGCCCAGCUGCGUGACACGGAGGAGGAGGUGGAGAGGGAGAAAGCUGAGAGAGAAGAGCUGCUGGAGAAAUACCAAGCGGAGAAAUCCCUGAGGAAAGAAUGUCAAGAACGGUAUUUGGAGCUCGAUGACCAAACUGAACAGGAGAGGAGAGCCAUGAGGGGGAGAGAAAAGGAAAGGGAACGGCGAGAGACAGAGCUGGAGAAGAAAGCAAGAGCCCAAGCUGAUCAGGUGGUGGCCUUGGAGGAGCAAAAAGCAAACCUGAGCAGAGAACUGAGCACGCUGAAGCACACACACAGCAAGUUGUCCCACACAUACCGGGACCUUUUGGAAAAGAGAAAGGAUUCCGAAAGAGAUUCACCUUUGAGGAACCAUGCGCGUGUCAGGAAUGCCGACUUUCCAUCCAUUCAAAACUCAGAAUCCAGUAUUAAUGAAAAGCAGAUAAUUCAAAGACCACAUUCAAACUCCGGUCCCCCGUGUUUAGAAGCACUAGUAGUUAAGGAAGACAGGAUGAACAGUAAUGAAGAAAAGCCCACUGAAGACCAAUUUGUCAAUUACAUCAUAAGCUCCACUCCUGAACUGGCACAAUUUCAUGGUGUGGAAGCAAGCACCCCAGUUAGAUCGAGCACAGAGGAGCCACCAACAGAGGAGUCAAGUGCCAGCCUGGAGCAGGAGAUGACAGAGGAGAAGCAGGAGGAGGAGGAACACAACGUGGAAGAGAUGCAGAAAAAUGGCGAGGAAGAGCACGAGGUGGAGGAAGACGACAGUUUGGAGUGGGAGCUACGCAACACUGACUCCGUGUUCUCUGAACUGUCGGAGAUGAGUCGAGAUUACGUGGAGAGUGUAGAUCAGGGGGCCAGCAUCAGAGGCAGUACAGACCAGUUUGAGGAGAUUCUUUCUCAGUAUGAGGAACUGAAAGUCACCAAUGAGUUGGCAGAGGCUGCUCGUAAAGCAUUGAUAUCUCGGGUGGUAGAGCUCACUGACGACCGGGCAGCUCUGAACCUGGAAAUGGCCUCGCUGCAGGAAACCGUUUCACGGUUGGAGGGCCGCAUGAGGGAGAAGGAGGAGGAAACCAAGAGACUAAGGAAAGAACUAGAAGCUUGCCAAUCUGAGGAUUCUGACGCCUCUUUAACUACAUCCAUGCGCCACUUUUCUCGCUCUGAAAUGGCUCGUGUGGUUAUGGAAAAGAACCAGUAUAAACAGCGUCUCUUUGAGCUGCAGGAGGCCUUAAGACGCAGCCAAACACUCAGAGCAACUAAGGAAGUGAAGUUAACAGAGGAGAAACGCUCGGGUGUUUGGAGAAAGUUUAAUCGCUUCUUCGGCCUGUCAAAGGAAUCCUUCAUCCCACCUCCUGUUUCUGCAUUAGCCCUGCAAGGCUCUCCAUCACUCACUCGAUGUCCUCUGUCAUCUCCCCAAAUGCCAGUCGUCAGUCAGACUCCGGCUGAAUCAUCUGCUGCUGCUGCUGCUGCUGCUGCUCUCUCGCCUCGCGUCAGAAGAAAAGAACUCUACAGAGACAUCCGCUCGCACGUUUGGGGAACUCUGGGGAAACGGCAGCUACACGGCUGGAGCACACCUGUGGCGAACAAACAGUCUUCUGGUUCAAUGUCAUUACUGCAGGGGUCCCAGGAUCCUGUUUCAGAGCCCAAAGAUGUGCCUGUUCUUGUUCAUCUGAGACUGUUGGAUCAAAGAGACUCCACUGCUAAGCUGAACUGUGCCGUUGCUGUCACGCCUGAGGUCUCCGGAGAGGCCACAUGUUCUGUGUGGGUAGUUUCUGGGCCUGCCUCCAGCAGUGAUAUUACAGUGAUUGAUCCAGCACGGUCCAACACAGUACUGGAUCAGUUCAGCCUCCCACCCACAGCUCCUGCCCUCUGCAUCUGUGCAGUGCCUCCUGUAGCUGACACUGCAGGAACUGUGUGGAUUGGAACUCAGGAAGGAAGUAUUCUGGUGCACUCGGCCUCUGCUGGCAGGAGACGCUGUCUGCAGUCGGUUUCCCUGACAGAAGGUGUUCAUUCACUUACAUAUUCCCAGGGUCAAGUUCUGGCUGGACUAGCUGACGGGACCUUAGCCUUUUUCUCACACAGUUCAGGGGGCUGGAAUUUACAGUCCUAUGAAGUGAUGUCCCUGGGAUCCAACCCCUUGCAGCCCAUUCGUUGCUGCCUUGAAAAAAGUGGCCGCUUGUGGGUGGGGUAUUGGAACAAAGUCCAUGUGGUUGACCUUGAAAAUAAGAAAGUCGAGCAAAUGUUCUCAGUCUCCGAACGCAGUGAACAGCAGGUUCGUUUCCUGUGUGCUGGGGGAAGCGGUGUUUGGACAUCGUGCCGACUGGACCCAGUCCUCAGGCUGUUUGACUGGUCCACGGGUCGGCCACUACAGGAAGUUGAUUUCACUACUUUGGUCACUAAAACAUUAGGUCAAGCCUACUUGACACUCUCACCUCUCCAGAUCUCCUCUCUUGCAGUCAUCUCUGGCCGACUGUGGGUGGGCACUGGAGGUGGUGCCAUUUUUUCCAUCCCGUUAUCCAUAACAUCAGAAGCUGUUUCCAUCCCAUACUGCUCCAUUGCAUCAGCCCAGCUGUGCUACCAUGGACACAGACAAGCUGUCAGAUUUAUCAUUGCAGCACCUGGUUGUUUGAUGACGUCUCCCGGCAGCAGCACUCUUGCUACCUCUCAGCUCAUCCUCAGUGGAGGAGAGGGCUACAUCAACUUUCGAAUUGGAGAUGAUGCAAGUGAUGGAUCGGUGGAAUUGUCCCAGGCUUCACCUCCACGGUCUGAGCGCAGUCACAUGAUCAUCUGGCAGAAUCCCACCGCGUGUGUGCCCAGUCCUGCCUUCUGACAUCGUUCAGUCCUGGUGUGGUAUCAAAUAAUGAUAAAGCAGACGGAGACUUUGAACCAGCAAAGGUUGAGAGAACAUUGGUGCUUCCAUGGAGCUGAAGGAACGGUGGUCUGGGUGGCAGCAAUAAAAGUAUGCUCUCAAGAAAAAAACAAAACAUGAUAGCUCCUGUUUGAUGCUUGUUUACCUUGUGUAUUCUGUCUUUUGAGUGUAAUAUGUACUCGUCUGCAGUUGUGAUUAAGCAUCCAGCCCAUGAAUAGAACACACUUACUGUACUUUUGCAGUAACACUGGAUUGUUGAGUGUGGAAUCUUUCACUCUUUUUUUUAAACAUCCAAAGUUGUUGACAUCUCUGUUUCAUCUUCAUCUUUCAUCUCAUCAUAAUGGUGGCUGCUCUGUACAAGUGUUUUUUAAACUCUAAACUGGAAACGGAUGUUAUUGUUCUCAGUGUGAAGACAGUCUGACCUUUUAUCUGCCUUAUCUAUAUGCUGCAAUGAACUUGAGGAGAGUCUUGUGGUGUGCAUGCAAGUUGUCAUAUUUCUUGUUAAUUUCUACCCCCCUGCGCAUUGCAGGUGGUGUAAUUACAAAUAAUUUCAGAGUCUCAAAAUGUU